Messenger RNA from Zymoseptoria tritici IPO323, 927 nucleotides. RefSeq lists its product as uncharacterized. The coding region runs from base 114 to 686 and encodes 190 amino acids. The record is from RefSeq and is a predicted model, not a curated record. The transcript has 3 exons. Lineage: Eukaryota; Fungi; Ascomycota; Dothideomycetes; Mycosphaerellales; Mycosphaerellaceae.
CCAUACUGUCGUUACAAAGAUACACCUCUCGCAAUCGAACAUAUACAUACCCCACGCGAAACCGCCGAUGUAAACAACACACAUCAAUCCAAACAACAGCAUAUCCCACAAACAUGCGCGCCUCAACCCUCUCCCUCCUCGCCCUGUUCAGCUUCGCAACCGCACAGUCCUCCUCCACCUCAGCCGCCUCCUCAACGUCAACCUCCACCUCCUCCGGCUGCGGUCAACAAAUCGACAACAUAAUCUUCCUCUGCCUCCAAACCACCCGCGCCCAACUCUCCUCCUGCUCCACCACCGAUCAAACCUGCCUCUGCACGCAACAAACCGUCGUACUAUCCUGCUACGACAACUGUCCCAAAUCACCGCAGCGCCCGGCCGCGAAAUCCCUGCAGGAACAAUACUGCGCGAGUGUGGUGUCUUCUUCCUCGGCGGCGGCGGCGGCAAUGUCCUCUGCCAUGGCAGCAGCAGCGACGACUUCAGGUGCGAGCGCGACGGGGAGUGGAGUGGUGAUCGCGCCGGGGAGUGGAGGCGCGAGGGUUUCUGGGACGAGUGGUGGUGCGGGCAUGGGAACUGCGACGGGGAGUGGAGCUGCGGCUGCGAGUCAGACUGGCGCUGCUGGGAAGGUUGGGGUGGUAGAGGUCGGUGGAGUUCUUGCUGCUGUGGUUGGGUUGGCUGCGAUGUUGUGAGAAGAGAUGGGAGCGAUUAGGAAUGGGCGCAAAGAUGAAAGACGCGGAUGCGAGAUGAUAUUGGAGAAAAGUCAGAGAUUAUUGCUUGAUACCAGGCGGAGGAAGGGUUCGUGGACGAGCGCUGGGAUGCGAUGAGGAUGAAUUGGAUAAUACCUUGAUUGCUGCUGAGCUUGAGAAGUCAGAAACGGAGGACUGGACUGCGUGAGUGACUGCGAGUAGCAAAGUUUCGUAUUUGUCGAUA